Molecule: messenger RNA, 1885 nt
Organism: Rhodotorula graminis WP1
Lineage: Eukaryota; Fungi; Basidiomycota; Microbotryomycetes; Sporidiobolales; Sporidiobolaceae
Exons: 9
Coding region: 1-1851 (616 amino acids)
Source: RefSeq, a predicted model, not a curated record
AUGGCCUACGUUCCGCCAGAGCCAAUGCGGUCCGUCCAGCAGUGCAACGACCUCAUGCAGCAACCUGGAUCGCCCUUCAUCACCGACACCCUCACGAUCGGCAAGCGUCGAGUGCGCGCCUACCGCAACCUGCCCGCAUCGGUCCGGGACCUCUGGCUCGCUUCCGCCGAGACCUUUGCAAAGCGCGAGUACCUCGUGUACGAGAACGAGCGCCUCACGUACGCCGACGCGCACGAGCGGGUCCUGCGCCUCGCCUCGCUUCUGCAUGCUCGCGGCGUCAAGAAGGGCGACCGCGUCGCCAUCGCCAUGCGCAACGUUCCCGAGUGGGCCGUCUCCUGGUGGGCUUGCCACCUCCUCGGCGGCAUCGGCGUCGCCGUCAACGCGUGGCUCACGCCCGAGGCGUUCUACCACUGCGUCUCGGUCACGACCCCGGUGGCCCUCAUCGUCGACGCCGAGCGCGCCGGGAUCCUGUGCCCCAAGGUGUCGGACCUGCGCUCGCUCGGCUGCAACACGUUCCUCGUCGCGCGCUCGGCCGCGCCGCCCUCUGGCUUUGAGCCGUUUGUCGACGCGCUCGCGCGCCACGAGCCGCGCGAGUUCCCGCGCCCGGACCUGUCGCCCGACGACGACGCCGUCAUCUUCUUCACGUCGGGCACGACCAGCUUGCCCAAGGGCGUCCUGUCGACCCAGCGCCAGUACCUGAGCAACCGGUGGAACACGGCGAGUGGCAAGGUGCGCGCCGUCCUGCGCAAAGGCGGCGACAUCCCCGUUCCCGACCCAAAGGCGCCUCCUCCGUCGGUCCUCCUCACGGUCCCGCUCUUCCACGUCAUGGGCAACCACUCGUUCCUCGUGUCGCUCACGGUCGGGGGGGGCAAGAUCGUCCUCAUGCACAAGUUCUCGCCUUCGCUCGGCGCCCAGCUCGUCGUCAAGGAGGGCAUCACGAACGCGUCGGGCGUCCCGAACCAGGUCUCGGCGCUCCUCGAGGAGCUGCCGCCCAACGCCGAGGGCGUCAAGCUCGAGACGCUGAGUUACGGUGGCGGGGCGCCGAGCUCGAGGCUGCCCGAGGAGGUGCGGCGCAGGUUGCCCAACGCGUUGACGAGCCAGGGGUACGGCUUGACCGAGGUCAACUCGGUCGCGACCGCUUUUGCCGGUGACGACUACCUCGCACGCCCGACCUCGUGCGGCCUCGCGCCUCCCGCCGUCGACCUCAAGAUCAUCCCGCCCUCGGCCCCCAUGCCCGUCUCGGCCGCCCCGGCGCUCAAGCCUCGCGAGGUCGGCGAGAUCUGCAUCCACGGCCCGAACGUCGCCAAGGGCUACUGGCGCGACGAGGAGGCGACGCGUAAGGCGUUCGACGACGAGGGCUGGUUCAGGUCGGGCGACCUCGGCUAUGUCGACGAGGAGGGUUUCCUGUUCAUCGCCGACCGGGCCAAGGACAUUAUCAUCCGCAGCGGCGAGAACAUCUCGUCCGUCCAGGUCGAGAACGCCCUGUUCGCGCACGACGCCGUGCGCGAGGUGGCCGUCGUCCCUGUGCCGUGCGAGGUCCACGGCGAGCAAGUCGCCGCCGUCGUCGUCCUCCAUCCCUCGACGCACCCGUCCCGCUCCUCGUCCGCGCGCCAACCUCCCCCGACAGAGGCCGCCCUGCGCAGCAUCGCCGCGUCGUCCCUCCCCCGACACGCCGUCCCCGCGCUCGUCAUCCUCGUCGAGGUCGGCGCCGAGGAGGAAGGCCUGCCCAAGAACGGCACGGGCAAGGUCGUCAAGGGCGAGGUCAAGCAGGUCGCGGCCGCCGAGUGGGAGAAGCGAGGGCUGGGCAAGAAGCCGGCGCGCAAGGAGGAGCAGGCGAGGGCCAAGCUGUAGAGAUAGAUCGUGACUGCAAAGAGCCGCUGUGCAC